Armigeres subalbatus is the source of this 3753-nucleotide messenger RNA. It is a transcript of the gene Sam-S, whose product is annotated as S-adenosylmethionine synthase. Gene Ontology annotation, cellular component: cytosol. NCBI's taxonomy places the organism in Eukaryota, Metazoa, Arthropoda, Insecta, Diptera, Culicidae. The coding region runs from base 313 to 1518 and encodes 401 amino acids. The record is from RefSeq and is a predicted model, not a curated record. The transcript is spliced from 7 exons. Gene Ontology annotation, molecular function: methionine adenosyltransferase activity; ATP binding. Gene Ontology annotation, biological process: S-adenosylmethionine biosynthetic process.
AGUCUCUUUUCCACAAAGUUUUGCGAAGUAAAGACGGGCCCAAGUGAGGCUGCCGCGAGUGCUUUUCAAACAAAAAAGAUAGGAGAUUGAAAUCUGCCUACUCUGAUUAAAGUUCAGUGAGUGUCGGAUAAAGUGACAACUUUUCUGUGUUUUUUUUCACAAUAAAGAAUAAAGAAAAAUCGGUAAACAUACCGUAUCAAAAAGUGACUGUCCAACCAAAUUCGGUCUCCUGCGGAAGUGCUCGUGCGUGAAGAAAUUCGGCUGCAGUUUUUAAAGGAAGGUGAAGCGAAUAAUAAAACAAAAGGACUCAAAAUGCCGCAAACCAAUGGAUUCGCUAGCAAUGGCCAUAAUGGCUACGAGAUGGAAGAUGGGUGCUCCUUUCUGUUCACCUCCGAAUCAGUAGGCGAGGGACAUCCAGACAAGAUGUGCGAUCAGAUCAGUGACGCCAUCCUGGAUGCACAUCUGCAGCAGGAUCCGAACGCUAAAGUUGCAUGUGAAACUAUUUCAAAGACUGGAAUGAUCUUAUUAUGCGGAGAGAUCACAUCGAAGGCUGUAAUCGACUACCAGAAAAUUGUUCGAGAGACCGUCAAGCACAUCGGUUAUGAUGACUCCUCAAAAGGAUUCGAUUACAAAACAUGUAACGUGUUGCUUGCGCUGGACCAACAAUCACCCAACAUUGCCGCUGGAGUGCAUGUAAAUCGUUCCGAGGAGGAAGUCGGGGCCGGAGAUCAGGGUUUGAUGUUCGGUUAUGCCACCGAUGAAACGGAGGAGUGCAUGCCCUUGACCGUCGUGUUAGCCCACCGCCUGAACGAGCGUAUCGCUGAACUGCGCCGCAAUGGUGAUUUCUGGUGGGCUCGGCCGGAUUCCAAGACUCAGGUCACGGCAGAGUACGUGUUCGAGUCGGGAGCAUGCAUCCCCAAGCGAGUGCACACGAUCGUUGUGUCGCUGCAGCACUCGGAGAAGAUUGGCCUCGACGAGCUGCGCAAGAGCAUCAUGGAUGAGGUCAUCAAAGCGGUCAUUCCGGCCAAGUAUUUCGAUUCGGACACCAUUGUGCAUAUCAACCCGUGCGGACUUUUCAUCAUUGGUGGACCACAGGGCGACGCUGGUCUGACCGGCCGUAAGAUUAUCGUAGAUACUUACGGUGGCUGGGGAGCGCACGGCGGUGGUGCUUUCUCUGGUAAGGACUUCACCAAGGUCGACCGUUCGGCAGCAUACGCUGCUCGAUGGGUGGCCAAGUCAUUGGUGAAGGCAGGAAUCUGCCGCCGCUGUUUAGUACAGGUUGCAUACGCUAUCGGUCUCGCCGAACCGCUCUCGAUUACAGUAUUCGAUUAUGGUACCUCCAAGUACAGUCAGAAGGAACUGCUGAACAUCGUUUCGAAGAACUUCGACUUACGCCCGGGAAAAAUUGUCAAGGAUCUUAAACUGAGGACUCCAUUCUACCAGCGCACCAGCACGUAUGGACACUUCGGACGCGAAGGCUUCCCAUGGGAGGAGCCCAAGGAGCUGGUGAUGAAUUGAUUUGCAGCGCAAGCAAUUGGUUGCGGCGGUAGAAGCGAUUCGUUAGUUUCUCUCAAUGCCGCAGACAGUAGCAACGAAGCUGCUCCAGUAGCUUUUAAAAAAGCCAAGCUAGAUGUUUAACGUAAGGAGCGUAUAUUUUAUUCUGAAAUUAUCAUCAGUUUUUUUAUACGUGUAAGUAGGUGUGUCUUUAAGGUCCCGUGACAGCUGUAAGUUCUUGUGAGUUUUAGAGUAGUUCAGUUGUUUCCUUUGAGUCAAUAAGCCGGAAUGUGUCAUAUUAAUGAACAGAAAAUAGUUUUUAUUUUCAAAGUUUAUAUUCGUCUGUGUUGACAAUGUGAUCCUUGUACCAAUUUUAUUGUACGCAAUCAUCCUUCCAGUUUACACAUUUAUUCAGAAUGAAUUGAAAUAGCAUGUUUAGGACAGAUGAAUCGUGUCGAAAAGAAAGUUUUUAAAGAACGUGAUCAAAAGAAUUUAAAAAUUGUAAAUGAAUUUCUUCAAGAUUGUCGCACCUUUGUUAGUUGGUCAGGCCCAGUCUUACUUUACACACAAAAUUGCCGGUAGGAAAUUUGUAACCAUCGCAUGAAUGUCUACAAUUAGUUUGUACGCUUACUUACACCACAUACACUCUGCAAAUUUCGUGAAGAUUACAAAAGUAGUAUGUAUACAAUAAUAAAAGUGACAUAGUGUUUACAGAAAGUACACAACAACUAAAAUAUAAAAAAAAUGAUAAAAAAAUCAAAAAAAAAAUUAGAAACAUAUGCUGCUUGAAGCAGUCAUGCAUAAACCGGAUCCGUGAUGCUUUGACAAAGCUAGAUCAUAGGGUUGGCCACAGUAGGAACCCCAUCAAGUGCGCUUCCGGUGUAACAUCUUAUGGAGGUGCUGCCUGCUGCAAAAUUCGUUGUAUGACGUGAAAAAAAUCAGUUCAAUCGUUUCAUGGCGAUAUAUAUUUUCAGCGAAAGAUUUAUUUUAUAGCGUUAGGAUAUCAUGGGAAUGGUGCGUGAUAGAUUCACAUCCGUAGGAAACGAAAAUAUAUAAAGUAUCAAACGAUUGCAAGUUAAAACUUCGUUGAAUCUGGAUUAUGUUCUAUUAGAUUUACAUACACUUGUUUCAAUUAUAGAGUCAUCAGUAACAUCGAAAAGUGUGUAUGUCCAUUGACGCAAGCAAUUCAGCAUUUAAGAAGGCGCAAUAUUUUUAACGUUUAAGAAUCGAAUGGUGCUUUUGGAAGCUUGAAUCAUAUAGCAAAUUAGCAAGCAUGGGACAUUUGUCCUUAGUAAAGUUCAGAAAAGAUUAACGGAAUCAUAUGAAUAAACUGCCAAUUUUAAUUUCGAUUAGUUAAUAGCGUAAACACACAUUCGAUAGAUUUAAAUACACACUGCUCUGAAAGAAUAAUAUACGAACAGGACCAGAAUCUCCAAUCAUUCUCUGUAGGUUGUUGUAUUUCUAAAAUUCAAAAUCCAUAAAUUUGAAUUCUAGGGCCACACAACCAACUACAGAGCAGAUAUUACAAAACUCGUACAUCAACAAAUAGUAAAUUAGUUCAUACAUAAACAGGAAUGCGACUUUUUCUUUUCCAAAAUUUUGGUGGACACGAGAUGCCCACUAAAACAAAUAAUCUUAAUAAUCCACACGCAACGAAGUUUAUUUUUUUCGCCAGUUCAUACACGUUUUGUGUUGUGUUUACGUAAAGGAAUUUAUUUGUGGAAAAGAGCCAUUUCGAAAACACUCCGGUCCGCUAAAUGAUUGAAGGGUGUUCGCUGGUACGACAAAAAAAAUCAGAAAAAAACACUUAAAAACAGUCUCCCACUUACGGACGUAACAUUGCCCAUUGUGUUAGCGUGCUUUUAGUUUUGCUAAAAUUUCCAAGCAGUAGGGAGAGAUAAUUAUUUUCCUAUGAGUGCGAAUCGAAAAUCUAACAAAACGAGAAAUCUAACGUUUGAAUGCAUGUUACGUAAGAUACAAUUAUUAAAAAAAUAUAAAACCCAAAACAGAAAAUAAAAAAUGAUAAAAGUACUGCGACACGCUUUGCAAGGCACGGUUUCGACUAAAAAAAAGAGUUUGAAUAGUUUAUUUGUCUUAAAUGAAUAUUCCCUAAGGUACGAAUUACUUACUGAUGAAAAUUAAAAAAAAAAUGUGAAACUAAAACUUGAUUGAAUGAUCAGAUAGAUUGAACAUGAAAAAAAUAGCAAGAGAAAAUCAUAAAUAUUGAAAUAAAUCCCCACUACUUCUGGUAGAGUGAAA